GAGAAAAGUUGUUGUGUUUGGAAAUUAUAAACAAUUUUCGUGCAAAAUGUUUAUAGAAAUUCUAAUAAUUUUAAUAACUCUCAUACUAUUGUGGGAUUAUUUGUCGAAAAAAAGACGCAAUGAUAUGUUGAGUUAUAUGCCGGGUCCCAAAACUCUACCCAUAGUGGGUAAUGUUUUGAUGUACAGAGGUCAAAGUCCUGAAGAAAUCAUGGAAUUCAUUACGAAUAACAAGCGAAAAUAUGGCAAACUUUAUCGUGUUUGGAUUUUGCAACAAUUGGCCGUCUUCUCCUCCGAUCCCGAGGAUGUAGAAGUAAUCCUAAGUUCUCCUCAACACAUAACCAAAAAUAAUCUGUACGAGCUGUUACAUCAAUGGUUGGGCACCGGACUGCUAAUGAGUACUGGCAAGAAAUGGCAUUCGAGGCGCAAGAUAAUAACGCCCACCUUUCACUUUAAGAUUUUAGAAGAAUUUGUGGAAAUUUUCGAUCAACAAAGUGCGGUUAUGGUGAAGAAACUGUAUGAAAAGGCAGAUGGUAAAACGGCGAUAAAUAUAUUUCCGGUGAUAUGUCUAACGGCUUUGGAUAUUAUAGCGGAAACUGCCAUGGGUGUAAAGAUCAAUGCCCAAAAUAAUCCCGAUUUUCCUUAUGUCCAGGCGGUGACUGCUGUUACCAACAUUAGCUCUAAACGUUUUAUUAAUGUUUGGCAUCGUAUUAAUUGGAUAUUCCGUUUAACCGCUGCUCAGGAUUACAAACGUUUGAAUGCUAGCAUUAAGCUAACGCAUGAUUUCACCGAAAAUAUCAUUAUGGAAAGACGCCAGACCUUGGAAAAAUCUCUCAAUGAAAACUUUCGCAUACCUGAAGAAAACGAAUUUGGCCAAAAGAAACGCAUGGCUUUGCUAGAUGUUUUACUGCAAGCCAACGUGGAUGGAGCGCCCUUAAGCAAUGAGGACAUACGUGAAGAAGUGGAUACUUUUAUGUUUGAAGGCCAUGACACCACCACCAGUGGCAUUUCCUUUGCUUUGUAUUUAAUUUCCCGACAUCCCGAAGUACAACAGAAAAUUUUCGAGGAAAUUGUUGAGGUUUUGGGCAACGAUAAAGAACGUUCUGUUACAUUGCGUGACCUGGGAGAAAUGAAAUAUUUGGAAUGUGUGAUCAAGGAAUCUUUGCGUUUGUAUCCUCCAGUACCCAUAAUAGGUCGCUAUUUUACAGAAGAUGUGGAUAUUCGGGGUAAAAAAAUACCAGCUGGCACUAAUUACACCGUGGGAAUUUAUGUUAGUUUACGUGAUCCCAUGUAUUUUGCCGAUCCUGAUGCUUUCAAGCCCGAACGUUUCCUGGACGACAGCACUAACAAGAUUAAUCCCUAUGCUUAUAUACCGUUCUCGGCCGGACCGCGUAAUUGUAUUGGUCAGAAAUUUGCCAUUUUGGAAAUGAAGAGCACAAUUAGCAAAAUGUUGAGGCAUUUCGAAUUGCUGCCCUUGGGACCGGAGGUGAGGCCCAUGAUGAAUUUAAUUUUACGCUCGGCUAAUGGCAAUCAUAUGGGUUUGAGACCGAGGAAAUAUUAAAGAAAAUGAAGCUUAAAUUUUGAAUUUAAAUAUGUAUUAACAAGAAUUUAAUUAAAUGUGUUGGUAUUAUAAAGAUUUAAUAUUAUAAUUUAGACGAUGUUUAAUAAAAGCUAAUAUAAAUUAAUACAAUUUGUAAUUAAA
Calliphora vicina (urban bluebottle blowfly) is the source of this 1699-nucleotide messenger RNA. Its product is annotated as cytochrome P450 4d2-like. The coding region runs from base 47 to 1558 and encodes 503 amino acids. The transcript has 4 exons. NCBI's taxonomy places the organism in Eukaryota, Metazoa, Arthropoda, Insecta, Diptera, Calliphoridae. The record is from RefSeq and is a predicted model, not a curated record. Gene Ontology annotation, molecular function: iron ion binding; heme binding; monooxygenase activity.